Messenger RNA from Aspergillus wentii DTO 134E9, 810 nucleotides. RefSeq lists its product as uncharacterized. Gene Ontology annotation, molecular function: calcium:proton antiporter activity. Lineage: Eukaryota; Fungi; Ascomycota; Eurotiomycetes; Eurotiales; Aspergillaceae. Bases 1 to 810 code for a protein of 269 amino acids. The transcript is spliced from 3 exons. Gene Ontology annotation, biological process: intracellular calcium ion homeostasis; calcium ion transmembrane transport. Gene Ontology annotation, cellular component: fungal-type vacuole membrane. The record is from RefSeq and is a predicted model, not a curated record.
AUGCUCGGCCUGGGAUUUCUUGCUGGUGGCAUCAAGUACUCCGAACAGACAUUCAGCACUGAAGCCACCAAGGAAGUGGGCACAUUGCUUCUCCUGGCUGCUAUGGCCAUCGCCAUUCCCACAGUAUCCCAUGCCUGGUCAGAUAAUCAGCACACUGUUCCCCAGUCCCGAGCCACCGCUUUUGUUCUUGUUGUCACAUAUGUGAUCUUUUUGUAUUUUCAAAUAUACUCCCACAAGCCACUCUUUGAGACAUCCCCGGAACAUGAGGAUGCCCCAGAUAUCGAAAAUAAGACGCAGAUUGUCGUCCAUGUUCGCAAAUGGCGCACACAGAUAAACAAACCAGCCUUUCUUGGAAAAAUACCAUUCCCAUUGACAACACUCAUCGCUCUCAUUGUCGCCACGGCUCUCAUCGGAUUCCACUCAACCUUUGCAAUCGACAACCUGUCCAGUCUGAUGGAAGAUACUCAUAUCAGCAGCACAUUUAUUGGCGUGGUCAUUCUUCCGCUGCUCAGCAAUGACAUUGGACCCAUAAAGGCCGCAUUGCAUAAUAAGAUGGAUCAAUGCAUCGCAUCGACGGUGGGGAAACGCAUCCAGACAUCCUUGCUGGCGAUCUCAUUGAUCAUAUUCAUCGCGUGGGGAAUGGGGGUAGAUACAAUGAGCUUGGACAUUGAUGGGUUUGAGGUCAUAACAUUAUUUAUUAGUGCUCUCUAUGUAAACUUUGUCAUUGCCAAUGAAAAGUGCAAUUACUUUGAAGGGGUUGCUCUGAUUGCACUCUUCAUUAUUAUCUCUGUUGCUGCAUGCUACUACUAA